GGGGAUGUUGCUGGACGUGUGUUUUGGGACAUGUUAGCUGUAUUUCAGAGUAAGUGAGGUGUUGUGUGUUUAGUGUAAAGCCCGAGGCACUGAAGAGACUCCUCUGAGACUGAAGCAUCGCUGUGGAGACUCACUCCUGAGACUCAUUAUCUCCAUCAUCAUCACAAACACAGGAGCACAUCUCAUCUUCAGCUCGUCUCGCACCGCUGCUGGAUGAUGGCUGUGGAUUUCAGUGGACGCUGGAAGCUGUAUGAGCAGGAGAACGCAGAGCACUUUCUCAGAGCUGUCUCCGCUCCAGAGAUUUACAUUAAAAUGAUGAAUGAAGUCAAACCUCUGACCACCAUUCAGCAAAACGGAGAUGAGUUCAUCAUCUGUGUGAAAACUCCUCUGAGAAGCAUCACGAACAGCUUCAGCAUCGGCACUGAGAGCGAGUUCAACACCAUGGACGGCCAGAAGAUCAAGGCUACAGCUCGACUCAUGGAUGGGAAGAUUGUGAUUGAGUCGGAGAAAUUCACACACGUGAGAGAGAUUGAGGGCGAGGAGAUGAUCGAGACGUUCUCUGCCGGAAGCGCGACUCUCGUCCGGAGGAGCAGACGCCUUUAAUGAACGACUUUAACUCUAUACUCUUUAACCUUUUACAAUAAACUACUGAGUAAAUAUUUUUAGAAACCUUGUGAUAAAAGUAGGCUAACAUUUAACUUCAUUG
Messenger RNA from Sinocyclocheilus anshuiensis, 706 nucleotides. It is a transcript of the gene fabp10b, whose product is annotated as fatty acid binding protein 10b, liver basic. Bases 214 to 603 code for a protein of 129 amino acids. Gene Ontology annotation, molecular function: lipid binding. The transcript has 4 exons. The record is from RefSeq and is a predicted model, not a curated record. NCBI's taxonomy places the organism in Eukaryota, Metazoa, Chordata, Actinopteri, Cypriniformes, Cyprinidae.